This is a messenger RNA of Malania oleifera, 456 nucleotides long. RefSeq names its product glutaredoxin-C5-like. NCBI's taxonomy places the organism in Eukaryota, Viridiplantae, Streptophyta, Magnoliopsida, Santalales, Ximeniaceae. The record is from RefSeq and is a predicted model, not a curated record. The coding region runs from base 1 to 456 and encodes 151 amino acids. The transcript has a single exon.
AUGGAGUAUUACAGGCAGGUGGAGGCGGAGGCACCGUGGGUGGCGGGGUAUGGGUUCAACGGCGGGGUGCAGUGCGGGGGAGGGGGUGGGGGAGAUGCGGCGGUGGAAGGGGUGGUGAGGAAGGCGGCGGCGGAGAACGCGGUGGUGGUGUUCAGCAACAGCGGGUGCUGCAUGUGCCACGCGGUGAAGAGGCUGUUCUGCGGGAUGGGGGUGAGCCCCACCGUGUACGAGCUGGACCACCACCCAGCAGGAAAGGAAAUCGAGAGGGCUCUCCUCAGGCUGAUGAUGCGGAGUAAGAUCAGCUCCGGGCGGCAUGGCGGCGGCGGCGGGGGAGCUGUGUUGCCGGUGGUGUUCAUAGGGGGGAAGCUCGUGGGAGCAAUGGAUCGAGUCAUGGCGUCUCACAUAAAUGGGACGUUGGUUCCUCUGCUGAAGGAAGCAGGAGCGCUCUGGCUCUGA